This is a messenger RNA of Paramecium tetraurelia, 1530 nucleotides long. RefSeq lists its product as uncharacterized. The record is from RefSeq and is a predicted model, not a curated record. Gene Ontology annotation, molecular function: proline dehydrogenase activity; FAD binding. The transcript has 6 exons. Lineage: Eukaryota; Ciliophora; Oligohymenophorea; Peniculida; Parameciidae. Gene Ontology annotation, cellular component: mitochondrion.
AUGAUCUCGUCAUGUCAAAGUUUCUUCAGAUCCAGCAAAGUAAUCUAUAGUUUUGCUGUUGCCAACCAAACAAGAUAUAGUUCUCCUUAACUCCAAUAUUUUUAGAGUUUAAGAAUUCACAAAGAAAAAUCUAUACCUUCAAUUUUAAAUAAUUUAUUGAUUAAUCAGAUGUUGUAAUUUGAUUGGGUUGUAGAUUAAGGUCCUAAACUUGUUGAUAUACUUUAUUCUAUAUGUGGUACAAGAAUAACCAAUUUUCUAAUAAAUAACACUAUAGGAAAGGUGUUCACAGCAGGAGAGAACCUUGAGAGUGUUGAAAGAUACCUAUCUUAAUCUGAUUCAAAUAUUUCCUAUAUUAUGGAUUACUGUUCUGAAGCACUUGAGGGGUUAGAGGAUUAGGAGAAAUUUUAUGAUGAGAAUAGUUCUAUAUUCAGAUAAACUAUUUUGGAGUGUGCAAAGAACCCAGAGAAGAAAAACAUGAUUGCAAUAAAAGUUUCGAGUUUAAUUGACCUGAAUUUACUGAAGAAAAUCAACCAAGCAAGAUUAAACAUUUUUGAAAUGUUCUGUAAAAUUAGUUAAGGAAAAUAAACGAUCACUAUCUAAUAGGUCUUUUAGUAUCUGAAAAAGGAAGGAAUAAAUUUGAAUGAAAAUGAAUAAAAAUAAUUUAUUAUUGGAGUAUUAAAAUAUAGUUAGAAUGAAAUGGAAAUUGAUGAAAUUACAUGGAGAUAUAGAGUGCAACCUUUAUUCAUGUUUGAAACAGAUUUAAAUAAUAAUCCAGCUAUUAAAUACUUUAAUAAUCUAAAUUAAGAGGACAUCGUUUUAUUUGAAUAAUUCAUCGAGAGGGUCAAAUACUUCAUGGAUCCAGCUUUGAAAAAUAAAGUUUGUGUAAUGGUUGAUGCUGAAUAAACUUAUUUAUAAUGGGCGAUAGAUUGUUUUAGUGAAUAGAUGGAAGCAUUUUAUAAUUAAAAUUAUACAUUAGUCUACAACACAUUCUAAAAUUACUUAAAGUAAACAAAAUAGAGGAUGGAUUAUGAAAUUGAAAAAGCUGAGAAAUUUAAAUUGAACAUUGGGAUUAAAAUGGUUAGAGGUGCCUAUAUGGUCGAAGAAUCUAAAUUGGCUAAGCAAUAGAAUAAAGAAAAUCCAAUUAAUGAUGGAUAUUAAGGCACUACUACUAUGAUAGAGAGAAACUUAGAAAUGUUAAUCAAAAACAUUCAUAAAUCACCUACUAAAGUCUUUGUUGCUAGUCAUAAUGAAUAAACAAUAGAUUUUGUAAAGGAAAUAAUGAAUAGAUAUUCUAUUCCUAAUUAAGGAGAUGUGCUAUUUGCUUAAUUAUAUGGAUUGUCUGAUCAUGUCACUUAUUAAUUAGCUAAUGAAGGAUAUAAAAUAUAUAAAUAUGUACCUUUUGGAAAAUCUGAGAUAAUGAUUCCUUACUUAUUGAGAAGAGCCUAAGAAACUAAGAAGGUACUAUAGUCUAGUUCUUUGCAAACACUCUUGUUAAUUGAUGAAUUAAAAUAUAGAUUAUAUUUUAAAUGA